Pangasianodon hypophthalmus (striped catfish) is the source of this 6504-nucleotide messenger RNA. RefSeq names its product XK, Kell blood group complex subunit-related family, member 6a (gene xkr6a). The transcript has 3 exons. Gene Ontology annotation, biological process: apoptotic process involved in development; engulfment of apoptotic cell; phosphatidylserine exposure on apoptotic cell surface. Bases 174 to 1901 code for a protein of 575 amino acids. Gene Ontology annotation, cellular component: plasma membrane. Lineage: Eukaryota; Metazoa; Chordata; Actinopteri; Siluriformes; Pangasiidae. The record is from RefSeq and is a predicted model, not a curated record.
GUGCAUUUACAGUUCUCUGAGCCUUAGACACUCUGAUUCAUAAAUUCACACGACUGCAGAUUAAUGAAGUUCUCACGUUCAUGGGAAGAGGCUGCAGAGCACAGGUAUUUGGGAAGUGACGUCACCAGCCCUGGAACGGAGGAAGGGGGGGACGAAACGUUUCGGCGAGCAAGAUGGCAGCGAAAUCCGAUGGCGUGGGGGUCGUUACCGGGUUCGCGCAGCUGGAUGAGCAGGACGAAACGGCGGCCAACGACGACGAGCUGGACAGCGCGGCCAUCCACAUCUGCCACUGCUGCAAGUCGUCGUCGUGCUACUGGGGCUGCCGGAGCGCGUGCCUGCGCUCCCUCACGAGGAAGGGGAACCGGAGAGGAGGAAGAGGAGCGGAGGAGCGCCUGUGGCUGGACUGUCUGUGGAUCGUGUUGGCCAUGCUCGUGUUCUUCUGGGACGUGGGCACGGACGUGUUGUUGGCCGUGGAUUACUACUGGAAGCGGGACUACGCGUGGUUCGGGCUCACGCUCUUUUUCGUGCUCGCUCCGUCCGUGCUCGUGCAGAUCCUCAGCUUCAGGUGGUUCGUGCAGGACUACACGGGCGGAGGCCUCGGUCCGGUGCAGGGUCUGAGCCGGAGAGCCACCGCUGGACUGAGCGCAGGCAAGUACGGCAGGCAUAGGUGCUGCCACAUCUCCAUCUGGACAUGGCAAGUGCUGGUGCAUCUCCUGCAAAUGGGCCAAGUGUGGAGAUACAUUCGGACUAUGUACCUGGGCAUCCAGAGCCGGCGUCAGACCAAACACAGACGGAGAUUCUAUUGGGCCAUGAUGUACGAGUAUGCUGAUGUCAACAUGCUUCGGCUGCUGGAGACAUUUUUGGAGAGUGCUCCCCAACUGGUGCUACAACUUUGCAUUAUGAUCCAGAAGAACCGGGCUGAGACUUUGCAGUGUGUCUCUUUAUUAGGAUCGCUGAUGUCUCUGUCCUGGGUGUUAGCUUCCUACCAUAAGCUCCUGAGGGACUCCAGAGAUGACAAGAAGAGCAUGAGCUAUCGAGGGGCACUGAUUCACAUCUUCUGGAGGCUCUUCACCAUUUCUUCACGGGUGCUCUCCUUUGCUCUCUUUGCAUCCAUCUUCCACAUCUACUUUGGCAUUUUUGUGGUGAUGCACUGGUGUGCCAUGGCCUUCUGGAUCGUGCAUGGAGGCACUGAUUUCUGCAUGUCCAAGUGGGAGGAGGUGCUCUUCAAUAUGGUAGUUGGCAUUGUCUACAUAUUCUGCUGGUUUAAUGUGAAGGAAGGUCGGACACGCUACCGGAUGAUGAUCUACUACUUUGUGGUGCUGGCCGAGAACACGGUGCUCACCUGUCUGUGGUACACCUACAGAGACCCAACCACCACGGACUCUUAUGCGGUGCCAGUCCUGUGUGGCGUUUAUCUAAGUUUUGCCUCAGGAGUGGUCUUCAUGGGCAUCUACUAUGGAGUCCUUCACCCCAUGGGCCCUAGAAUGAGGGUGCUAGCCAGCUCCUGCUGUGCCGAUCUACUGUGGGGUCUCCCUUUACCCCCUGAGGCCGAGCCAAUGGCACCAACCCCUGGUCCUCAUGCUGCACAGACAACCCCAACCCGGGCAUCUACAGCAGGUUAUGGGCAGCAGGACGACUCCACAGCAGACACCUGUCUACCAGUGUUUCAGGUGCGGUCUCCCGAACCCACCCCGCCAUUGGGUCGCCAUCGACCAGAGGGGCCGCUCAUCAAGAUCGACAUGCCCCGCAAACGUUACCCGGCCUGGGAUGCCCACUUUGUGGAUCGGCGCCUGAGAAGGACCAUUAACAUCCUGCAGUUUAUCAGCCCCUCGGCUGUAGGGAUCAGGUACAGGGAUGGGCCACUCCUCUAUGAGCUCCUGCAGUAUGAGUCCUCUCUGUGACCAUGUCCUCUCUCCUCCAUACCCAUUGUUUCUUUCUUUCUGUCCUGUUCAUUAGUCAUCAUCCAUUCCCGUCAAUUUUUUUACCUUUCAUUUAAUCAAAAGGGUUUAAAAGUUUUUUGCAAAAAAAAGUUUUGUAAUUAUUUAUUAUAAAUGAAUACUUAAAAUGUGAAAAACAACACUUGAUCUUAGUCAUUGUACAUGAUUUUCUUAUGCAAACUGUGAGUGUAUAUUUAUUUGUACAUAUGCAUUUUCUUUUUAUAUAGUCUAUUUAAAAAUGUCAACUUCCUUUAAGAGGAUGUAUAUCUUCUGUCAGUGUGUUUACAGCUAGCUGAAACCAUCACAUUGGAAAAAUGGAGGUAGAUUGACCCUGUCGAUGCUACUUUUCAGUUCUAUUCAGUUGCAGUUAUGUUUAUGUUUAGUUGUCUUCCUGUUGGUUUCCUGUUGUAAAUAGUUGUCAGUGUUUUGUAGGGUUUCCCAAUUUGCUUUGCACUUACACUGACCUCUGCAGGCAAAAGCUUAAAAUUGACAGAUUAAAAAGUGGCAUUCAUUGACUGAUUGCCUUAAAGAUACCUUAAUAAGAAAUCCUACGUUCAGAAAUGUACUUCAUGAGAUACCUCACUGACUCAUGAUAGCACAGCUUUCAUUAAAAGCUCAUAAAGUGCAUUAUGCACAGCAUGUUUAAUGUAAGUAUUAGCAGGCGCAAAGUGAAAGUUGUAGACUUUGUUGAAUACAUAUGUAAUGGACAGCUUUUGACUUAAGAAGAGCUUUCCGAAGUACUUUACAUAACAGUGAUGCCAGGUCCACUGUUUUCCUGCCAAACUGAGUAACUCUGGAGUGUAUUAUCGGUGAAUCAGUGAAUUGGUCUCAUAGCUAUUAUAAUAAUAUAGUAAUAUCUGUAAUAAUAUGAGACCAUUUAGUCAAACUGUGUAUUACUACUGCUUCAUGCAAUUUAAAAGCUGUGUGUAGGAUUUAAAAGGGAAAUAUGCUUUAGAUUUGGACUAGUUUUACUGAUCAUUGGAUGGGUUCAGAUGGGCAUUGAGGUGGAUUUGUACCGCAGACCCGGCAACCCUGCUUUGAAGUAUUGUGCUCUUGCCUUCUUAGCUGUCUGUCUACGUUGCUGCAGUAUUGUGGGAAUGGUCAGGUAGUUCUCCUCCAUUCUUCCCAGCCCCCCUCAUACAUUUCUCUGUUGGUGCUCAUUCUCAUGGUUUUCAGUCCAAUUCCCCAUUUGGACAUUAAACCAAGUAAUAAAGUUCAAAGGUGCAAAUGCUUGUCAGUGAUUCCAUAUGGAAUCAUUUGCAUACAUGUAUUUUUUUUUUUCCAGUGUUGGAUUUUUUUUUUUUUUUAAUCUUUACUUUUGUCCAAAAAAAGCUGAACUCAUGGAGCUAAAUACUUAUCUUUGCCUGAAUAUACCUGAUUGGUUUUUCCACAAACUAAGAAACCAUUGUAGUGUUUCUUUCCUGGAGAUGAGGAUGCCUUCCUAAAUCACGUCCUCUACUAUAACUUAACCACCUGUCAACAACCUUCUUACUCUGGAUAGGUGCUUACAACAAAAUAGUUUUUCUAUUGUACCUAAGCAAACAGCUUAUUGUUGGGUAUGGUGCUACAUUCUUACACAGAUCAUGUUCUUUUGUGAAAAUGCUAGGGCUGAGAAUGCUUGGUAAGACUGCUGAAUUGACAAUUGUUGUAAACUAGGGCACAUAUUUGCACCCUUUUCAUGAACAUGAACUGUUGUCUUAAAAAAAAAAAAAUCAUCCAGGCCAUUCACAUGUCUAAUUAUAGUUAAGUCAAGGAAGCUGGAACUAACAAACUCGUGAGAAGUUAAACAUCUUCUAGAUAAGUCAUGAUGCCUUAAUUUUAAAGGCACUGUUAGGCAAUGAGUUGUUUUAUCUCAAUAUUACUCCAUCCUCAUUUCCAGUUUAUUCUGUAGAUUUAAAUAUGCGUCACUUAUAUCAUGAACAUCAACACACUUCAGGUUUGGUUAGGGGUACACUGCUGUUGCUCCAUUGUGCCUGCUGUGAUCCUAAAACCCAGAUGCCAUGCAGGUGCGUCCAACAAGGUGAAGGGUUCUUGCCAGGGUUGGAAAAGGAGCUUGAGGGACAGCUUAUUAGGGUUGAGAUUACAAAUUCGCCUGAGGUAAAUGAUUUAUUUCUGUUUGUGGUUAAAAUGAUCAUUUGAAGAGGAUAUGAUGCUGUAAUUUGAGCUCUUCUAUGCUGCCUCUUUUAACACGGAUCCUUCCCUGGUUGCUGCUAGCCCUUCCCUUACAUUAGUGUAUGGCUCAGGUAUAUUCUGGUGCAGAUAUUCUACAGAUUACUACAAAUGUGCUUAUUGGGUUUUCUUUCAAAUGUUGUACGUUAAGUGAAUACAUUCACAACAUAGUACCUCUGCAUAUGGAGUAAAUACUGAAACUCAGUACUUGUUUUAGGUCACUUCAGUCCUAGAUUCUGGUUUUGUUGUUUGCUGGAGGUUUCAGCUUGUAUUUUUGCUUUUGCCAAAACCUACUCCGGGUGUAAAUAGUUGCUAAGUAUGUCCCAUGGGGAAUUGCCAUCCUCCAGGUGCUAAAACACUGUGAUUGGUUUGUUUCUUCAUCAGCAACAUCAUUUGAAUAGUUUUAUCAUUAUAAAGCAGUGUUGAGCUGAGAUUUCAGUUCCGUAAUACACUGGCAAAAUACAGUAUCCUCACCACUUUCACUGUUCUUGUGUGUAACACUGUGUAAUGAUUAUGUUCUGAAGACACCCAUUUACUUUCAGUUCUGUUUUUUUUUUUUUUUUUUUUUUGAAAUACUCUUUAUUUGGGAGUACUCACAGAUAUCUUUCUGUGAUGUCCUUUAUCUUGUUCUUCUGCUCGUAAAUCUCUCAAGCUGCAAUCUUUGUAAAGAAUGUCGUAAACUGACAAUACAGAAAAUGUGUUGAACAUGACUGAAUACUCAUUAUGCACCAGUGUGCAGCUCAGAUGCUUAAAUAAUUCUCACAUGAGCAGAUGCUUACUCUCUAUAACAGUCCCUUCUGCAUUUCUGGUAUUACGGCCCCUCUUUAUUUUAAUCUGUGGUGCUUUUAAAUAUUGCCGGUGCUUAAUGCUGCCAAGACAAACCUUUCAGCAAACAACAACGCCACUGCGCACAUUUCUUAAUGAUUUGUUUGUUUGUUUUUCACGUGCAGAAGCCGAACAUGAUACUUGUGUGUAACAUGACAUUGCAGCAGAUAGUUAAGUAUACAUUCCAGUCUUAUUGUAAUUUGCAGAAGUUGGAGAUUCUAUGGUGCAGCUGCACAGGAAGAGUCGAUCCUGUGCACAGCCCAAUAUAACUGUUCUUAAAGUGUUACAGAUACAGCAAUACUAGAUAUUUACAUCUAUUUCUUUGGAAGACAUCAUCCAAAGUGGAGGCAGGAUCUCUGGCAAACCUGGAAUUUAAACUCACAACCUUCCUGUCACUAAGCACAACUUAAUGACUAAGUGGCAUUGCAAAGUUUUUACUUGAAUUAUUUGUUAAAAAUAUGUUAGGAGCACAUUACAGACAUGCGUUGAAGCUAGAAUGUGUUGUCCAGUAUUGCUGUACUUGGUGGACUUUUGGGAACAUUAUUAUCAAGGUGCUAAAGCUGAACCGCCUUUGUAUAUUAUGGUUUAUGACGACGUAAAUAGAUUUUCAUAUAAAGCCUUACUGUAUAUUAACUGUAACAGACUGUUCAUUUAAAAACAAUACUGAACAGAAAUGUCUUGUUCACUAUAAAAUACAGAAGUACUAUUCUGUUAUCUAAAGAAAUAUAAUGUUUUUGUUUUGUUUUGUUUUGUUUUUUGCUUUAGAUAUACAUUGUGUUCCUUCUUUAAAUGCCAUUGUGACUGAACAUGCUUAUGUCCAGAAUGCUAAUGGAACAGAAUGCUAAAGCUACAGUGUAGCUUUCAGCAUGUAGGUUUGUUUUUCUGAUUAGCAGACUUCAAUAAUCUGAUGUAUUGUAUGCAUGUUUUUCUCCAUUCUCUAUGUUGCAAUGAGAUAUAAUUCACAGAUAUAAUUCAAGAUUUCAUUAUUGUAGUCCGCAUGGCCCAUUAUAAUAGAAUUAAUCUGACUUUUGUUUGAGGUCAUAUUGGCAUACCAUGUAAUUGAGUAACUUCGAAAUUGCAAGUUUAUUUGAAUUAUUAAUCAUAAUACAGUGAAUAAUUAUGUAAAAGACGGGAGUCCAAUGCCUACGUUGUCCGGGGUUGCUCUACUGGAGCAGAGAAUAGGUUUCUGAUUAUAAGAACCUGAAAAAUAUCCAUGAAAAGAUUGAACGUUCUUUACGUUUCAAAAUUAUGCAAUCUGUAAACCACUCACAUAGGCCGUAUGUAUUUUGUUAUGUACUUUUGACCUUUUUUUUUUGAAUUAGUGUGAGAGGAUAAAAAUCCCUCCAGUAGACUCUGUUUAAACUGCCUCAGAAUUCCCAGCAUGCAGUUCUACACUGAUAUAAGCACAUGGAUUGGCAACUGUGAACAAUUGUGAUAUUGUGUUAGCACUGCUCUGGCAGUGGGGGAAGAGAUAUCAGCUCAGUUAUGUGUGACUUCAACUCAUUGUGUCUGUUCAGUUCUUUAGGUUUUGGUCUUGUGCUUAUACUGCAAGUCAUAAUACCUCUGCACAUUU